Formica exsecta is the source of this 4383-nucleotide messenger RNA. RefSeq lists its product as uncharacterized. The transcript has 6 exons. NCBI's taxonomy places the organism in Eukaryota, Metazoa, Arthropoda, Insecta, Hymenoptera, Formicidae. Bases 234 to 1169 code for a protein of 311 amino acids. The record is from RefSeq and is a predicted model, not a curated record.
ACUGCAACGCUCGCAAGAAUCAUCUGUCUUUGUUUAACUUUUGGUGAACAACAAGGAUAAAAUGAUACCGUGAGCGUUGCGGUCGUUAAGUGGAACGCGCCCAAUGAUGAUAAUCUAUAUUCUAUUUUUUCAAAUUUUCAAUAUCCAGAAGAACACUGAUAAGAAGCUAAUUAAAAUUUGUCUGCAAAGUGCAAAUAUUUUGUAUUGAUAUUAUGAUAUAACGAAUAACAAAGAUGAUUAAUUCGGAAAAUAUUGCUUUCACGAACAACGCUACUUUGAAAAAUGCUACUUCGAAGUCUCUUUUCGCAUAUGGAUAUAAAAGCGUAGAAUUAAAGAUUAUAAAAGAUACAAUAAGUAUGUAUCAGAAUAGUUUUGUGGAAAAGGAAAAAGUAUUAAAAGAAGAAAAACAAAAACUGGAGGAAUUAAAUUAUCAAGUGUGGUCAGUAGAAGAUUCAUAUUGCGAACAAAUAUGGCAAUUCUCUCACAAACAUAAUUUCUCUGAUAUCUUCAAAUAUUACCCCUUCGUUAUAAAAACUGAUCAUUGCGUAAAGCAAAGAAACAAUGAUGAAGACGAUGUCGAAAAGAGCUCGGAAUUGACUGAUCUUAUAAACGAAAUUGAUACCAUCAGAGCGGAAAUAUUUAGCUUAAAUCGUGAGAAAAAUGUCAAACAAGAAAUGGAAAGUAUCUUGAUGAACUUACGAAAGUUACAAUUAAUUGCUGAUGAGACUACAGAAUUAAUAAAACUGAUAAGUCCUUUAGAAUCUUCAUGCAAACUUGCGACGAUAUCAAUACCAAUAUAUGACGAAAUAAUUUUUGAUAGUGUAAAUAAAAUCAAACGACAUACAAAUGAUACAAAUCGCGGAAGUAUAUAUUCAAUAAACAAGAAAACAUGUAGCAAUCAAAAGGAAAAGUUACCAGUAAAAAUUAAAUCGUGCCUGAAAAAUAACAUAUCGAAUUUUACGCCUACUAAAAAAAUAAUUGUGUCUCCUAAAAUAUAUCCUCAAUUAUCUCUUGAGAGAAGUAUCGUGCAUACUGCGAAAACAACAAUGACGAAGAUAUCUACAGAAUUCACAUACAGCAAGAAACAUAAAAAUUUUACUCCAAAGAAACGCAGUGAGAUUUCUAUCAAAUUUGAACAGCAUCGUCAACAUGUAAUUGAUAAUUAUUAGUUAUAUAUUUUUCAUAUACAUAAAUGCAAAUAUUAAAAAUAAUUAAGUUUUUCAUUAUGAAUUAUAUAGAUCCAUUAAUUAAGCAACAAUAUAAAAUAUAUGAUUUUUAACUACUACUUUGAAUAUCAUGUUUUACAUUAUAUAAGAAUAAUUUUAAUAGUAAUUGAAACAUUUUACCAAAAGUUAAAAGGAGAUCGUGCAAGAAAAAGCAAAGAAAUGUGAAUUUCGGGAAAAUAUUUCAUAAUAUAUUUGUAUAUUUAGAAAUAUUUAUACAGCGUCUCGUAUAAUUACGUAAUGUACACUGAAUUACAUUUAAUAUUACAUUCUUGGAAUUAUUUUACACAUAACACAAUAUUUGUGUGUUGCUCAAUAUACUAUUCAAUAAGUGUUUAAUUAUCUCAGAAUAGCGUAUUGUGCGUUUGCAAUUGUGUUACGUAAAUUUAUCGCUUGCAAACCACGGGGACUAUGUGCCGUCUACCGAUUUGUGUAUUUUGCUUUACUUUUUUUUUAAACUGUUUAACAGUUUAUCACAACGGAUUGUAUUAUAUCACCAAUUUUGUAGCAACUUACAUGUGAAUGGCUCCAUGGAUUUUCCACACGUGAAGACUUUCAUUACAAUAUCUAGUGACUAAUUUGUUAAACGAUCGCCACGUCAUGUCAUUUAGAUAAUCCUGUAACAUUUAUCUAAUUAACAAAAAUAAUUCUUUCAAAUUGCAGCCUUCGUAUGUAAGAUAUAAUCGUAUCUCUGUUACAACUAAUUUUCCAGAGUUCACCAUUAAUCCUUCGUUAAAUUAAAAAUGCAAUCCAAGAUUUUAAAAAUCUUCGUUAAAUUAAAAAUGCAAUCCAAGAUUUUAAAAACCUGGAUAUUCUCUUUCUUUAAACUUAUUUAUUUUGAUUUCUUUAAUUUUAAUGUAUUAAUAUCGUGUAAUUUUUAGCAUCUUAUCUUGCAAAACAAUAAACGAAUUUAAUAAUCAAAAUAUUUAAAAUAAUAAAAUUGCAAAAGUAUUAAUAUAAAAUCCUUGACAUUCUAAAUAACAUAUAAAAUACGAGCGCAUGGAUAUAGUUAAAAAAAGAAAUGUUAUAUAUAGAUGUAUAAAACUUUAUACUAGUACUAAAAUCCUGACUUCUACAAAAUAUAAUGCACAUAAUGCAUAUUGUUCCUUAUAUAUAACAAUAGGUAAAUUAUAUAUAUAUAUGAUACCUCUUUAAAAUAAAUCUCUCUCUCUUUUCUAAUACCGAUAAACCGCUGACGUUUUUCGACGUCGAUAAGACGUAUUUUACUAUUAAUAGUUUCUGUAAGUGGGAGCCCAUGGCGACCGUUACGCUGCAACCUUUAUCCUAUAUAAUACAAUGAAAGGAAUUUUCACUUUCAGAUUAAAAAUAUUCGACAUAUUCAUUAAUCAGCAAGAACCUUUGCAACGUACUUCUGUUCUUUGCAACGUACGUUGUGUACAUUGUUAAAUUUCACUAAUUAAUUUUUACAAUUUAUUCUUCUCGACAUGUUCUUAUUCGUAACAGAUUAUAAAGUAAUAAUCUAUGAAAACGAUACAAAAACGAGAAUGCUUACCAAUUAUUUUUAACUAAAAGUCCAACGUUAAAAUCACCAAUAUAAUCGUAUUUACAAUCCAACAGAGAAAAUUUGUAAGUUAAUUUAUUUUACACGCGAUGUUAUGUGCAAUUACGACAAUUCCUCAGUGACAAAGAUUCUUACCGACUUUAAAACAGGAAGCCAAAGAGACAAAUUUCACAUAAUAUUUGCAAGGUGAGAGUAUACACGGUGUACACUCUGCUAUCUCUGUAAAACAUAGAUACAUAUUGACGUAGACACAAAUAGAUAUAUAGAAAGUAUACAUAUACUCAUAUUGAAGCGAGAUUCGCAACGUAUUACACAUUAAACCUUAGUACAAGGAGAAAAAAAUAUUAUAUAAUUUGAAUUGGAAUCGAUUGGAGAAUUUGCUAAGUUCCAUUUUCUAAUUUAAAUCCAAAUGUUUUUGUCCACGCGAUUUACAAUUCGUGCAGAAUAACAAAUAGAUAAUACAAAGAGAAUAUAUAGAUAGCAUAAUUAAUAAAUUGUGUGACACGUUUAAUGUGUAACAAUAGAAUUAUACUAAACCAUAAAUUACAACAGCAUUAUCAAACACUUUGUAAUAUUAGAGAUCGAAGAAAAAUUAGGGGAUGACAUUUAUAAUUGCAAAAUUGAUUAUCAGACAAUAUCGAAGAAAAUAUAUGCGUAGUUACAAUUGCUGCAUAAUGAAAGAUAGGAACAUAAGAUCCUCGUCAUAAAUAAAAACGUAAAAAAAAUGCUAGUAUGAUUGAAACAAUUUUAGCAUUCGAAUAAAGAUUUUAUCGCCACGAUAGUUGUAGUUUUUUAACAAGAUACAUCUAUCAUUUAUAAGAUAAUAGAUUACUCUGAUACGAAGAAGCCUCUUUUUUUUCGCGGAACUAACAACCUCAACUGUGGUAUCGACUUUUACAAUACCAGACAUUAGUAAAUUAUUAGAACGCAUUAAUAAUUAAUAUGUCAGUGCGAUUACUGAACAAUCUAGCAUUUGCAAACAGUGCAAAGCGACAUACGUAAUAACCCGUUUCAAAAUUUCACAGAUCACUUUGGAGAACAUAUUCUUUCUAUUAGAAGAAAGUAUUAGAGAAAUCUGACAAUUCUGGAUUUAUAAUUAAACAUGUAUUCGAAAGUAAUUAUUAUGACACAGAAUUCAAAAAUUACUACAUAGAAUACAAUUAUACUCACAUAUUUAACGUUAAAUGAGAUUGUCUGAUUCUGAGAAUAAGCAGUAAUUUAUAUAUAUAGUUAUAGUUAUAGUUUUCAUUAAAUUAUUAUCUUACUAUCCAUAGAAAAAUCAGAAUCUGAAUCAUCGAAAUCUAAACCUUUGCAAUAUUUGUUAUAUCUUAAUUGAAUUAAUUUAAUUAAAUUAGACAGUAACACAUCAUGUUAAAUGCGCAAUAAUAACAUAGAGACACAAUAUUUAAGUAAGUCACAAGACGUUGAAAACGAUAAGAACAAAUCAGCUAAUUGCAUUCGCAAAUUAUAUGAUACAGCAUAAUACAUAUGUAUGUGUAUGUGUGUAUGUAUAUAUGACUACACUAUUUAACAUAUAUAGAGAUAUACAGUCUAAUAACAUAUACACAAGCAGAAGGCUAUUAAGAAUGAAAAAAUGGAUAAGACACAAAGAUCCUAAAAAAAAAAAAAAAGUUAAAA